Molecule: messenger RNA, 2600 nt
Organism: Cladophialophora immunda
Lineage: Eukaryota; Fungi; Ascomycota; Eurotiomycetes; Chaetothyriales; Herpotrichiellaceae
Exons: 3
Coding region: 195-2291 (698 amino acids)
Source: RefSeq, a predicted model, not a curated record
CACAAUUCAUGCUCAUCCGACAAGUUCAACAUCCACCGCCCUCAACUCACCCGCCUCCCUCCCUCCGAUACGUUCCUUCCCACGUCGAACCUCCAUCUGUAGUACCCCCCAAUUGUCCGCCGAUUUCCUCGUCUCCUCAACGGUCUGUCUUCGCGUGUCCGGAGCCGGCCUCCUAAAAGGGUGGCGCAGCGCCCAUGGCGCGACGACCUCCUUCAAGACGAUCGACAUCGAUGGACGGUGGCAUCACGCCGCGAAGGUCAUCGAUAGACACCUCCAACCCCAAUGUUUUCAGUGACGAUUAUGCCGUCGACCCUGCAGAUUCAAUAGGCGCUUCCAGUCCCACGGACUCGAUUGACAGCCGACCGGAAGAGCUGAACCUCGACCAGCGCAAUGACACAAACAACAAUCCGCGUGAAUAUAUCCCUCCUGGGCUUUCUGGAAACACAAUUGGCUUAAAUAGACUUUCCAUGUCCAAAAGAACCCUUCCAGCCGAAUCCUCCGCCUACCCCCACCGAGCCGUAUCAACAUCGUCCCGUUCCAUCGCAGACACUCGAAGAACCCUCAGCACCUCCUCUCGAUUCUCCAUCCCACGAGCCCAGAGUCCUUACAGAGGACCAACGGCUCCAAGUCAGCCCUAUGGGCUAUAUCCCCAAGUUACAAGAGCGUCUAGUGUUAUCAGCGAUUCGACCAUUCGGCCCCUAGAACUACCCUUUGUCCCACAAGGCGGUCCCGAGCACCCGUACUCUAUGUAUCCUCAAAACACAGUCCCUGAGGAUGAUGAUAGUUCGGACACCCAUAUCGCAUUGGGGUUUCCUGGACUGGGUCAAUCAUAUCCGCCCGAGACAUCAUCUUCCAGUAAUGAAUUGGGCGACAUUGUUGGUAGCGAUGGCCACAUCGAGCAAUUACCGCCCUACAGCCGAUAUGCGGACAACGUCAUCGCGAAGGGAGACAUGGCUCGAAUAGACCCGCAGACAUCGACCAUCACCGAAGAAUCGGGUCCUGCUUCCACCAUUCAGCCUCCUGCGGGGUCUGGAUCAGAUGUUGAAUUGACGGCCGUCGGCUCGGGGCCAUCUCAAGAUGAAGUCGCGAGGAAAGAAGGGCUAAGCGAAAAACGACGGAGAAGGACAUGCUGUGGAUUACCGAUCUGGACAGUGGUGAUUGUCGUUGCAAUCGUCGUACUGGCAGCGGUAAUUGGUGGAGUCAUUGGUGGGGUUGUAGGAAAUCAACAUGGAACACACCAAGCCGAAGUCGCAGCGACUACGACCGUUUGGCUUGACGCUGACCCCGCUCAAACUGGUCCGUCGACUCCGUCAUGUCCAACGGGUCACUAUACAAUCCCCCUCAAUCAGACGCAGGAGAUCGAUUCGUGCGUAGUCGACGAUGAGUACUCUCAUACAUGGGAAUGUCUAGACUUCGCCCUGCUUGGGAUCAACUUCUUCUCAAAUGGUCCGAAUUUUUCGGUAGUGUUUGACGACUACUCCGUGCGACCUCAACUGUUUAAGUACGGACCACAACCUCCCGAUUUCAACGGGACAUCAUUCGGGCUGCAACCAUACAUGGACAAGGAAGACGAUCAACUCGGUGUCGCCCUUUUUUUCAGUGUACUUUUCGACAAGCUGAUCAUUGUUCCUGCUGAUCAACUCUCUCCUGAACCUGGGUCGAUGAAACGCUCCGUCUCUGGCCCAGAGUUGGCCGAAAGAGGCAUGGGGGGCUACUGGGGGGUCAACUAUCUCAGUGUUGGAGACAAGCCCUGGUACUGUUUCUGGAACUCUUCCGUCAGCGAAUUCUGGGUCUUUUUGGAUCAAAACAUGGACGACGCCUACGAGACGUAUAGCAGUAGCUCUACGAUAACGUCUGCAUCCAGCAGGCCCACCAGCGCCGGUCCUCUCAGUGCGUCAUAUAGUGGCCCUGGAUACGGGACUGGACCGACGACUACGCCCGCAUCAGCCACCACGCCAUACCCAAGUGAACCGACUGACGAUGACGACUACUGGCCCGGCACCAAAGUCAAACGUCAAGCCACGGUUGGAUCACCCGACUUCCCCAAACUCGUCAAGAUGGUGGAGAAGCGGAAACCUGACAACAAUGUGCAACCGUAUUGCCAGCAGAUGCAAGUCCUCAACAACUGGCAAAUCAUGCCCAUACCCAAUGUGCCGACCAUUUGCAUCGAGGAGAGCGACUACAGCGCCCCUACUUCCGGUCCCAGCAAGAGGAUGGUGAUGCCCCGACGGUCACCCAACUCGGUGGAGCAGCUGGGAUCGAAUUGUAUUUGCGAAUGGUUCAGUGUAUAGACCCCGCGCGAGGGUAUGGGAAUCUGUCGCCUGUGUGUUUUAUGUGUUACGAGGUCAUGAGUGCGCUGCUGGAAGGCCUGCUGUUUGAUAUUCCCUUUAGGAAGGAUGUUAUUAUCCGAGGACGAAUUGGUAUUUUAAAUACGGGGAAUUUCUGGUCUGUAUAUUUGGGGGGUCUGGUUCUACUGUCUGCACUUUAGGCAUGGCGGACGGGGGACAGGCAAAAGUGGGAAUUAUGGUAGAAUCUUUCCUACUGUUAGUGGCAACAAGAAUUCCAGAAUUCGAAUUCGUUUUCCAGGACUCAUAUUCAGA